AUGAUGAUGGUGGAGGUGAGGAUGAUGGGGGUAGUGAUGGAGGUGAGGAUGAUGAUGGUGGUAGUGAGAAUGAUGGAGGUGAGGAUGAUGGUGAUGGAGGUGGACUCCCCGAGGUCAGAGGUCACCCCGGAAAGCCGCGGAUCAGCAUCACAGGAGCCGGAGGACGGCGGGGGGGAGGCGGCUCCGUUCAUCUUGGACCUCCAGAGCUUAUUGGGGGCCAAUCUGACCUCCCAGAACCCCAACAUCCAGGUGACGAUCGAGGUGGACCCCGGGGCGGAGGUGGAGUUGGAUCUCUCGGACUCGCGCACGGAUUGGACGGACCCGGAUUGGGCGGCUCAUCAUCGGCUCUUCUGGCCCCUCUUCUGGGAGUACAAUGACGUCCCCGGAGCAGAGACCUCCACCCCGGGCCCCCAGGGGCCAGACACCGGGGGCGACUAUUCCUCACAGUACGAAUGGGAGGACACCCUGAGUGGGCGAGAUCCCACCGGAGACAAAUAUCACUACGAUUACGAGGAGGAGGAGUGGAGUUCCUGGUCUCCGUGUAGCUCCACCUGCGGUCGCCCCUCCCAGAAACGGACGCGCUCCUGCGGAUAUUCCUGCACCGCCACCGAAUCCCGGGUGUGUGACCUCCCACCCUGCCCAGGGGAAGACGACACAGAAAACUCCACCCACUGGGAGAGACGACACACACAGGGCCCCCGAUGCGCUCACCUAUCCUCAGGGCGGAGAUGUAGUUGGCGAUGA
Messenger RNA from Nanorana parkeri, 744 nucleotides. Its product is annotated as isthmin-2-like. NCBI's taxonomy places the organism in Eukaryota, Metazoa, Chordata, Amphibia, Anura, Dicroglossidae. The coding region runs from base 1 to 744 and encodes 247 amino acids. The record is from RefSeq and is a predicted model, not a curated record. The transcript is spliced from 5 exons.